Messenger RNA from Lachancea mirantina, 846 nucleotides. The record is from the annotation of a GenBank genome assembly. Lineage: Eukaryota; Fungi; Ascomycota; Saccharomycetes; Saccharomycetales; Saccharomycetaceae.
AUGGCCCCACCUUUCUUCUCAGACAUCUCCAAAGACAUCAACGGUCUUCUCAACAGAGACUUCUACCACGGCACGCCUGCCGCAGUAGAAGUCAAAACCACCGCGCCCAACGGCGUGGCGUUCGCCGUCAAGGGUAAAAACUCGCCCAAGGACAACACGCUGGCCGCGAACGUCGAGGCCAAGUUCACGGACAAGCCGACCGGUGUCACGCUCACGCAGGGCUGGUCGUCGGCCAACGCGCUGGACACCAAGGUCGAGCUCGCGGACCUGACGCCGGGGCUCAAGAGCGAGCUGGUCACGUCGUAUGUGCCCGGGUCGUCCAAGGCCGCGCGCCUCAACCUGAGCUUCGUGCAGCCCGUGUUCACGGCCCGCGGCGCGUUCGACCUGCUGAAGGGCCCCUCGUUCGUGGGCGACCUGACGCUCGCCCACGAAGGAUUCGUGGGCGGCGCCGAGGUCGGCUACGACAUCGCGGCCGCGGCCGUGUCGCGGUACGCGGUCGCGCUCGGAUACGCGCAGGGCGCGUACUCCGUGGCGCUCUCGAUCAACAACGCGCAGCUGACGACGGCCUCGUUUUUCCAGCGCGUGUCGCCCGCGCUCGAGGUCGGCGCCAAGGCCGCGCUGAACCCGCAGGCCGGCUCCAACGUCAACAUCGAGUUUGCCACCAAGUACGCGUUGGACGCGACCUCGCAGGUCAAGGCCAAGGUCGCCGACUCGGGCAUCGUCGCGCUCGCGUACAAACAGGCGCUGAGACCCGGCGUCGACCUGGGUCUGGGCGCGUCGUUCGACGCUCUCAAGCUCGCCGAGCCCGUGCACAAGCUCGGCUGGUCGUUGGCGUUUUCUGCUUGA